AUGCUCAUGCCUGGGACGGGCCUGGCUGCCACCCUGAGGAUGCUGCCCAUGUUCCAUGAUGAGGAGCAUGCCUGAGCCCUCAGCCUCCCUGAGGACACCCUGGUGCUGCCCCCGGCCAGCCCCAACCAGAGGAUCCUCUACACCGUGCUGGAGUGCCAGCCCCUCUUCGACUCCAGUGACAUGACCAUCGCUGAGUGGGUUCGUGUUGCCCAGACCAUCGGAGGUAGCACUGAGCAGUACCACGGCUUUGUGAUCAUCCACGGCACGGACACCAUGGCCUUUGCCGCCUCAGUGCUGUCUUUCAUGCUGGAGAAUCUGCAGAAGACCAUUGUCCUCACCGGGGCCCAGGUGCCCAUCCACGCCCUGUGGAGCGACGGCCGUGAGAACCUGCUGGGUGCACUGCUCAUGGCCGGCCAGUAUGUGAUUCCAGAAGUGUGCCUCUUCUUCCAGAAUCAGCUGUUUCGGGGCAACUGGACGACCAAGGUGGACGCUUGGAGGUUUGCGGCCUUCUGCUCCCCAAACCUGCCACCUCUGGCCACCGUCGGUGCUGAUGUCACAAGCAAGCCCGGAGAGAGCAGGGCCGGUGCCAGGGAAGGGCUGCUGCAGGGAGCUGGUGGCUGCGACUCGGCAGAAUUAAAGGGCACCGUGCCUGGCUGGAACUUGCCCUGCUUGGUUCUGCCCGGGCCUGUGGACAAGCACCCAGCGUCUUUGGUUUUCAAGACAAGCUGUGCGUCUGAGAUCUGGCUCCGUGGCAGACUUGCGUGUUGCCCCAGGGCUCCUCAGCAGGGCAAGGACAGAGGAAAAUGCCUGGCCCUGCAGGCAAGAAACUGAGGCAGAGAGAGGCAGGCUCCACAGGGAGGCACAGACUCAGGCCCUGCGGGCUGACUCCCGUCCAUGGCUCUCACCCGGUGCCUUGUUCCUGCUGCUGGCUCCAGCACCUUCUGGGGAGUGUGAGGCUGUACACAUCAGCGUGUCUGACGCGUUACAGCGCCGGGUCUCAGGGGCCUGGGCUGCCCACUGUUCACUGAGGGCCAGGGC
Molecule: messenger RNA, 1038 nt
Organism: Callithrix jacchus (white-tufted-ear marmoset)
Lineage: Eukaryota; Metazoa; Chordata; Mammalia; Primates; Cebidae
Source: RefSeq, a predicted model, not a curated record